CUGCAAGCUUAAAAUAUAUUUAUUAUUUAUUUAUUUACUACGUGGCGUCAAGGUUCCUUAAAAAAUCCUCUGGGCUUCGCUACGAAAUCAAGUUUUUUUUUCGACGAAAGGCAUUGUUCGUAGCAAUCUUCUCGAGUUUUCAUAGCGGCAACUUGUUCUUUGGGCAUAGCAAUCGCGGCAGUAUUUGUGGCGGUUUUCAUGAGUCUGUGCAGUGGAAAGCCUAGUUCCAGUGCAUUAUUGUGAAUAAAAUGACAUCACAUUUUCAAGUUGCACCUCUUGUGGCAUCACCAUGCUAUCCAAAUUCAACUGUAUGGUCAGAGGAGAAUCUGGUGGCUAUUGCUACUGGUCGUCUGGUCACCAUACUGAAUCCAUCUCAAUUGGAUGGACCUCGAGGCUUGAUAACAAUCCCCUCAAGUCCACCGUUUGACAUUGGAGUCGUUGAUAGGGAAGAGCUUUUGACUGGAUGCAUUCUACCUACCAGUUUGUCACGUGAUGUGCGUUCUUAUGUUCGAUCAAUUGCCUGGUCCCAACUGGGAAUGGCUGGAAAUGGAGGCUGUUUGCUUGCUGUUUGCACAACUGAUGGUCGUGUUAAGCUCUAUCGUGCACCAUAUUGUGAUUUCCGUUCAGAAUGGGUAGAGUUGCUAGACAUAUCAGAAAUGUUGUACCACUACUUUGUGAGCAAUGAGUUUGACAACCUUGAAUUAGGGUUUGCUGGAAUUUCUCCAGAGAGGACAGUUUCAAUUGAUGAUCCUUUGAGGGAUAUGAGUUCCAACUCAGUGCAGGAGCCUCAACAUAGAAAAGCAAAGCACGCUAGAAAAUGUACGACAGGCUCAGAUACAAUAGAUCAGGAGUCAUCUUAUGAAGGGAGUCAGGAUUCUCAUAAUCAAGAUAUAGAUGAAGAAUCUUCAGAAGACCUUAAUAGGAGAGUUACUGUUCAUGCAAAAUGUACAUUGAUGCCAUGGUCUGCAGUUGAAGAGGGAGCCUCAGUGGAGGUUCUAAAAGUGAAUGGAUUGCUGCGUUUCUGGGUUCGAGGAAGAAUUGAGCGACUAGAUGAUAGGAAAGCCCUAGUACAAUUCACAGGGACAUCAGCAGAUGAAAUGCAAGAGGAAUGGGUUGCACUGGACUUUAAUGGGAACAAUGAAUCACAAACCUCAGAGGAGAUUACCACUAGACAGAACCAUUUUUUGCAAAAGAUACGACCUUGCAUAAAUGCUGGUAAUUUGCCAAAGGAAAUAACAAUGGCAACACAUAUUGAAGGUUCAGAACAAGUUCCUGCAGAGGGACAACUGGUGGAAGCGUGGAUUAGUAACAGGUGGGUAGAAGGUUCCUUUGUGGGAUAUAACAGUACAGGACUUUUGGUCAACUUCCCUGGAGAGUAUGGACGCAUUUCCCUAGAUCCUGAUAAUGUGAGGUUGGCACCGAUAUGGAAUGAUGAAAAUAAGUCAUGGUGUGUCACUGUGGCAGAGCUUGAAAUGGAAGAUCAAAAGGUUUCUCAGAAUGGUUUUGUUGGUUCCAAGACUACCAUUGGUCGAGAGAAAAUCCAUUGUCAAGAAACAUUGCUCAAGUCUACUGAAAAGGCAAUGAAAAAACGUGCCAGAGAUGUCCUGCCAUCUGUAAUUAGUGCAGAACAAUAUGCAAUUCGCAGUGGGCUUCUGUCAUCAUUAGUUGUUGCCUGGUCUCCAACAAUGAAACACUCCUUUGAUGGAGAUGUCGGUUCAUCUGUAUUUUUAUACAGCAGCUCUGCUAUAUUGGCUGUGGGAGGAAAGUCUGGUAAAGUUUCUUUGUGGAGAGUUUUUGAUCCACAGUACUACACUAUUGAACAUUGCCUGAAACCUCCAGAAGCUAGGCUUAUUGGCUUAUUUCAGGCACAUAAAUCUUGGGCAACCGCAGUUAGUUGGGCUAUAUGCACUGCAAGUGUUUCUGACAAGAUGGACGUGAACACUUCAAGCAACAAGCUUCUUUUAGCAACGGGAAGUUCUGAUGGGAGUGUCAAGUUAUGGUAUGGAGAUCCUAUUAAUCUCAACCAGUCCCAUGAUGACAGCCCUAUACCUUUUUCUUUAUUGAAAGAGGUAAUAGCAGUUGAUUCAGUGCCUGUCUCAGUGCUGUCCUUGUUUGUACCUUCACAAUCACUUGACAAAGUUUUGAUAGCAAUUGGAAAAGGCUCUGGCCAGUUAUCUGUUUGGAUAUGUUAUACCUCUGGCCGUAAAUGCCACAUGGCAGGUCAAUUUGAGGCACAUGAUCAAGUUGUUACAGGUCUUUCAUGGGCAUUUGAUGGACGUUGCUUAUACAGCUGCAGCCAGGAUAAUUCUGUCCGCAGUUGGAUCAUUCAUGGGAGCUCUCUUUUUCCAGUGCCUUUUCCUGAGAGUUCUCCUGGUCCGGCUUCAGAAAAUUCAAAAAAUUCUAUACAUCUUCCAUCAUAUGUGUUUGAUUGUUGCUAUGGCUUGGCUAUUUCACCAGGAAAUUUGGUUAUAGCUGUUGUGAGGAGUAUUGAUACUGAUUUAGUGGACCCCAUGUAUCAAUCAAGGUCCCAGAAGGCAGCUGUGGAAUUCUUCUGGGUGGGUGGGCAGCAGCUGAAAUCGUCACUGGGAAAAUUAUCAGAAUGCAGAUCUGAAACAUAUGGUGGCUUUUCAGAGAAGGAUGUGGUUUGCUGGGAAUCCAACAUUCUGUGGUCUCUAAAGCAGUUUGAAGAUGUGACAAGACCACUAGUUCUUUGGGAUAUUCUGAUGGCAUUAUUGGCCUUGAAGGUUCUGGCAGUGGAUUUUUUUGAAACAAUACUCUCUAAAUGGUUUUCCAGCUGGUUUUCAGGAAGUCGACAGGCAUGUACUUUGGAAAGAUGUCUAAUUCAUUUACCAAGGCUAUUAUCAAAGGUCAGCUGUCGACGCAUACAUUUAUUAGAUGUGAUCUGCAGACGCUUGUUGCUUGCAGGCAUCAAUUUAGAAUCCCUGAAUUCUGGAGUAUGCGAGGUUGAAAAGAAAGAAAUUUUUGAUGCACGUGAGAAAUCAAAAGCUUGGAUCAAGUUACUACACAGCAGUGAGCAUGAGCUUAGAGAGAGGCUUGUAUACCUUUCCCUUUCGGCAAUAUUAUAUCGUGCCUCUUAUCCUCGGCAGGUUUGUCAUCCAAGCAAAAUAGCUUGGGUGCCAUCUGGAGCUCCACAAAUGGACAAAUGGAUAUCUUUGAAUGCUGCCAAAAUUUCGGAUCCUCUUAAGCACCUUGCGGCACAAAUCCGUGAACUUGGGCGUAAGAGAAUUUCGUCUAUCAGUGAAUACUCUGUCUCAGAACGUUGUACCUUCUGUGGUGCUUCUGUACAAUUUCGGUCUCCUGAAACUGCAUUUUGUCAAGCUGGGCGGUGUGAUUCUGACAGCCAAAGUCACAAACUCCAACGUUGUGCUGUUUCUAUGCAUGUUUGUCCUGCCACUUCUCUAUGGUUUUGUAUUUGCUGUGAGAGAUGGGUAAUGAAACAAGCCCCUGAUGCAUUCUUCAAUAUGUCAUCAUUGCAAGAUGCCAAAUAUUUAUCUGAGUAUCUUCUUCUAUGUGGAUCUCCAAAACCUGCAUGCCCUUUCUGUGGUAUCCUGAUGCAAAGAUUCCUGCCUGAAUUUCUGCUUACAACCUCACCAGUAUAGGUCUUCCAGAUUUUGUGAAAUGGGAAAAAUUGUACCAUUGGAAGUUUGAGUGAAUUCUUUUAGCUCUUAGACGGGAAGAAAGGGUUUUUGCUGGAUUCUCUCUUCUGUAAGCAGUCAGCAAAGGAAGCUAGAGUGAACAGUUAUGUGUGAAGGUGGCAGAAAAUAUUUUGUACUAUUGUGUAAUAUUAUCCUGUGACAUUUCAGUGUCUUGGUGCCAUUUACCGCAGUCUUAAAAUUGAAUGCAGUAUUUGCAGUCACAAGUGACAGAGCCAGGCUUAAAAUUUGAUGUUAUGUAGACUGCAAAGACAGUGCCAAGUGUUUGCUGUGGGAUUGGAGCGAUAUAUGAAUGGUAUUAAGUGAAUGUCUUUUUAUGACAUUUCAGCUGCAUUUGGUUCUGUGGUUUUUGAUUAUCUACCUUAUCAAUUCCGUGUAGAAAUAGAAAUGACAGAGCCAGGCUUAAAUUUGAUGUUAUGUAGACUGCAAAGACAGUGCCAAGUGUUUGCUGUUAGAGAUUGGAGCGAUGUCUGAAUGGAAUUAAGUGGAUAUCUUUUAAUAACGUUUCAACUGCACUCUAGUUCUGUGGUUUUUGAUUAUCUACCUUAUUAAUCCGGUGUAGAAAUAGUUUUCUUCCAACAUGAUGGUGGACGGCAAAAUGUGCCGCCCAUGGUCAUUGCUCUCACAUACAUGGCAGAGGAGGUUUUCUUGCAUACCUGGCUCAUGCAAGCAUAUCUCAUUUAAUUGCAGGAAGAACACUUCAUCUUGGAUCAGUGUACCUAUGCAACCCCAAAUUGAUAUUUGAGCUUAUGGUGGUUUCAUUUGUACAAAUUAGAUUGCUAAGAAUCACUUUUAAGAGGGUAUGCACCAUUUGUUGUCAGCUUAAGGUGACUCUGUAAUUCCACAGCAUUUUGAGGAGGCAAAAGUGUUAUUUUGGAACUAAUAACUGUCAUUCCAAUAUAUGGUCAUUUUCUAUUUCA
Messenger RNA from Cryptomeria japonica (Japanese cedar), 4594 nucleotides. RefSeq lists its product as uncharacterized. The transcript is spliced from 21 exons. The coding region runs from base 249 to 3620 and encodes 1123 amino acids. Gene Ontology annotation, biological process: transcription initiation at RNA polymerase III promoter. Gene Ontology annotation, cellular component: transcription factor TFIIIC complex. Gene Ontology annotation, molecular function: histone acetyltransferase activity; protein binding. The record is from RefSeq and is a predicted model, not a curated record. Lineage: Eukaryota; Viridiplantae; Streptophyta; Pinopsida; Cupressales; Cupressaceae.